Messenger RNA from Penicillium verrucosum, 882 nucleotides. RefSeq names its product putative bZIP transcription factor (Fcr3) (gene rsmA). Gene Ontology annotation, molecular function: DNA-binding transcription activator activity, RNA polymerase II-specific; transcription cis-regulatory region binding. The record is from RefSeq and is a predicted model, not a curated record. NCBI's taxonomy places the organism in Eukaryota, Fungi, Ascomycota, Eurotiomycetes, Eurotiales, Aspergillaceae. The coding region runs from base 1 to 882 and encodes 293 amino acids. Gene Ontology annotation, cellular component: RNA polymerase II transcription regulator complex. The transcript has 3 exons.
AUGGAUUACCCUUUCUAUGACCCCAGAUCACAACCAUCGGGCUUCUCGCUCUAUGGCCUGCCUACCCCCGACCAACCCCAUGUCCAACCAGACACAUUCGCCCCUUUGAACUUCCCUAACUUUGACCCCUCAUUCCCCGUCGAUCCCUCCUUUGUUCCGCCACCACAUUCACCGCCAGAAUCAGUCAAGCACUCUGCUUCCAGCGAUGCCACCAAUAGUCAGCAUACACGCCCCACCUCAUACGACGGCGAUGAAGCUCAAUUCGCCGACCCAACCUUAGGAAGGAGUAGCAGCGAGGAAAAGGAAUCAGCGCCCGGGCAAAGCAAGCGCAAGGCACAGAACCGAGCAGCUCAACGAGCAUUUCGAGAGCGAAAAGAACAGCACGUCCGCGAUCUCGAAGAAAAAGUAAACAGCCUCGAAGGUGCAUCCAACACCUUACAAGCCGACAACGAACGUCUGAAGCGCGAGCUAGCCCGGUUCACAACCGAGAAUGAAAUCCUGCGCGCGACAUCACAACACGCCAACCGCGUACAUGUCAGCGCAAACGCGACUCCCGAGCCAACCGUCACAGGGCCAAUGAAGUACUACCCCACAGACUUUCAUGCCACCUUCAUGGCCGACGGCUCUGGCACAUCUCAGAGCACAAACCACCGUCUCGCCGUGUGUCCCAUUACUGGUGACAGGCUGCUGGAUGCGGGUGCGACGUGGGACCUUAUUCAGAAACAUGAACUGUUUCAGCGCGGCCAGCUUGAUAUCGGUGAUGUCACGGACCGUUUGAAGAAUAUGGCGCAGUGUGAUGGACAGGGUCCUGCUUUUAAAGAGGGUCAGAUUCUUAAGAUUAUUGAGGAGAGUGCGGCUGUUGGUCGUGAUGAGUUGAUCUGA